Botrytis byssoidea is the source of this 255-nucleotide messenger RNA. RefSeq lists its product as uncharacterized. NCBI's taxonomy places the organism in Eukaryota, Fungi, Ascomycota, Leotiomycetes, Helotiales, Sclerotiniaceae. The record is from RefSeq and is a predicted model, not a curated record. The transcript is spliced from 2 exons. Bases 1 to 255 code for a protein of 84 amino acids.
AUGCGUGAACAGCUGAGAGAACUGGCGAAAACGGAACUCGGUUACUUUAAAGGGCACUACCAUGGAAUACACGCAGUGUCCCCUGGGCUCGCUUCUCUAGAGAAGUGCCAUAGACCGUGUCGGCCUGCAGGCUCCAGAGGAAUAGCAACCACCAACGAACAAACACAACAGCUUACAAUUGACGAAUUUUCCACCACCAAGUACAAAACACAAGAGCAAUAUAAACAAAAAGAAGUCGGACCGUUGAGGGAAUAG